This is a messenger RNA of Hyla sarda, 3437 nucleotides long. RefSeq names its product tumor protein p53 inducible nuclear protein 2 (gene TP53INP2). Gene Ontology annotation, biological process: autophagosome assembly; positive regulation of DNA-templated transcription. NCBI's taxonomy places the organism in Eukaryota, Metazoa, Chordata, Amphibia, Anura, Hylidae. The record is from RefSeq and is a predicted model, not a curated record. Gene Ontology annotation, cellular component: autophagosome; nucleus. The transcript is spliced from 4 exons. The coding region runs from base 312 to 977 and encodes 221 amino acids.
CCGCAGAGUGGUGACGUGUGCGGUGGGCGGGGCCGGUGGGUGUGACGUCGCUGUCAGCUGUUGAGGCCGUUGUUCUGAUGAUUGAGCCGGCAGAUCGUUCAGUCACCGCCGCCGCAUCUACCUCAGUGACCGCCGCGUCUGUCCAGCGCCCUGGAGUGACCGAGCGCACGGAUUUUUGUAUCUAAGCCAUACAGAAGCCUCAUGUUUACAAAUCCUCCAGUGGGAACCUGCUGACCCCGCACGCCGCCUCCGCCUCUUGUUUACACCCUCCGACCUCCAUAACCUCCAGCGCCUCCACCGCUCCCUUCACCAUGUUCCAGCGCUUCACCCGACUGUUCUUCAGCGAGGGACCGGCCGCCGAUCCCAUAGAACCAAAAACGUUUGUAUCGGAGGAGGAAGACGAUGGCUGGCUGAUCAUUGACAUCCCAGAUAGCUUUACCUUAACCUCCAGCGGGGAGGAUGUGACGGACAGCCCCGCCUCCAGCCCGCUGCCGCACUCCCUGGGCGAGCGCAUCGGUUGGUCCAUCCCCCCCCACCCUCCCCAGUCGAUGGACGAGAGCUGGUUUGUUACCCCUCCCCCCUGUUUCACUGCAGAGGGUCCCGGCCACAAUGCGGUGGGGAGCAGUCCGCUGGAAGACCUCCUGAUCGAGCACCCCAGCAUGUCUGUCUACAUCACCAGCGACAGCAUCGUGGUGGAGCGAGACGCCGAGGAGACCGCCAGGGACAGAUCUCCGUCCAGAACCAGAGUGGAGCGUCGCACCCCCCACCAUGCCACCUCCGUUACUGCCAAAGCCGCCAUCUUAGGAAAAGUAGGUCAAGUCUCAAGGAUCCAACGCGCCAAAGCUAUGGUGGACAAACGCAAGCUGGGACGUAAAAAUCUACAAAGGCAGAAUCUGGCGCGGGAAUUCCAGGGUCGCAAUAUGGUGCGGCACCGCAAUUAUCUGUGCCAACCCAAACAGCGCCAGUGCAACCACUGAACUCACCUGUAGCUUGUUUACAUGAACACGGGCAUUAUCUCUACCCAGAAUCCUCCUGUCCUGCCUCGUGGGUUGGCAAUACCGUCUCUUCUUUUCCCCUCCCCCACCCUAAGCACAAGACCACCCGUCCUCUCUGUACAUACCCAAUGCCAGGGCUACAUAGACUCUAUUAUUAGGGGAGAAGGUACCUCCCCCCGAGGCAAUAUAUUUAUUUCUGUAUCCUCACAUGUAUUAUGGCCGCCCCUGUGCCCGUCCCUAUAUAUGUGUCCUGGUUUAUCCCUGUUUUCUAUAUAAGCCCUAAACUAUAACGGUCGAAGGUUUGAAGUGUCGCAAUGAGUGAGCGGCCGUAUGAUCCAGCAACAAGAUCAUCCAUUAGAAUUACCAAACGAGAAAUCAAGUCCCCCCCCCCCCCCCCUUCUUUCCCCACAUGGUAGAGUCCGACCCCUAUACACUGAGUACAUAGUAUGGCUGGUAAUAAGAGAACGCGCAGAGCUUCACUAACCGCAGGGACCUGCAAUGCUUGGCACCAGCAGAAGGGGGCGCAGGUUGACGAUAGUGAGUGGACGUAGAUAAACGGGAGGCGCGAAGGGAAUUUGGGGCAGGAAAGGUAAAAAGGACGAGUCUGUGUAACGGGAAUAAGGAAGAGAUGAGGGCGGAGCCUGCGGCUGCUGUGUGAAACGGUUAAUCUCAUAACAUUUUAAUCUAUUUAUUGAUACAUUUUUACAGUUUUAAAUGGUUUUAAUAAGUUAUCUGCCCUCCCCCUCCGUGAAACAGCGCCACUACUGCCCCAUAGGCUGCGCCGGGUAUUGCAGCUCAGCUUUAUCACUGGAAUGGAGCUGAUCUGAUAAGACACCGGCUGUGGACCAGCGUUUUACAACCAGUGGCCUUCAACAACUCCCAGCAUGCCCAGACAGCAAAAUGCUGCUGAGUUAAGAAGGAAUCCUUGAUUUACCUUUCAGGGACAGUGUGGAUCCUCUGUAUGAGGCAGACAAGCCAUUGGCUGUAUGAGCAUUCUGGGAGUUGUAGUUUUGCAACAGCUGAAGGCUCACUGGAAACACUCUCCUAGAGACAGCUCCCAGCAUGCACAGACAGUCCAAGGCUGCCGAGAUAAGAAGGAAGCCUUGAUUUACCUGUCAAGGACAAUGUGGAUCCUCUGGAGGAGGCAGAUAGACCUAAGGCUGUCUGGGUAUUUGUAGUUUUCCAAUAGCUGAAGGCACCCUGGGUGGGGGGAGACACUGUGGUCGACAAAGGGGGCGCUGUUUCUAGAGGAUAAGAGGAUUAAUCCUGGACUCACAGCAGCCGCACGUCUCGCGGGGUCCGCACUGUCCGAGGAAUCAGGAUGCGGCCACAUAUCCCAUGGCGGGCCCAUCCCCCUCCGACGUGCGGCCUGAUGGGGGGAGCAGAGGGUCGAGCAUUGCAUGUCCCUCCUGUACUCAGGACAGGAGACUUGAUUUCUAACCAAUCAGAUGUUAGCUGCCAUUCUGGAAGGGGAGGGGCUAAGAAUGGUGGGCGGGAUCAGAUCGCUGGUCAUGGACGAUCCCAGCGCCAUUUAUUAUCCACCAGGAUCGGCAGACGACUCCUCGGAUUCAUCUAUAUCCAUCACUGUUCACUUCGCCUUCUAACAACCGUAAACCUUGCGGCGCCGAGCGCAGAGACGGUAUAACGGACAGCGUUACGUUUUUUUCUUCUAUUUAACCCCGUCCUCCCCACAGGCCUGUAUAUAAUCGCUCACAAGGUGCUGACUACUUGGCGUGUACAUAUUUCCGAAAACUAUGACGCAUGUGUGAGUAUUUGGCGACAUUGUUUGUUUGUUCCACAAUAUGCGCGGGUCAUGUGAUGGUCCGCCGCCCUCGCGGCCACCAUAGACGUUCUGCUUAGUUUUAGAUGAUUGAUGUGUCGUGUGCGUACUUCAGUGUGGACUCAGGGACCUAUCAGCUAGUGAGGAAGCGUGACGUGAAGCCAACCAUCCCCGCCGCACCGCGCCGGCAGCCAUUUUGUGUCCAUUGAUCUUACCUUGUUGGAGUCUGUACGUGGCGGUUUUCAGUGGCAGACGUUUUGCUAACCCCCUCUGGCACUGAACGGGCGGCCAUUUUCUCAAGGGAGACGAUACGUUUUUUGUUUUAUUCAUCCGUCUGUUUUUUUUUGUGUUACCGGCGCCGUCAUAUCCGCGUUCUGUGCGAUCAAUGAUCCUAAAUACCACGACGUGUAUCCGUGGAGCUCCUGCUCAAGUCCGGAUUCAGACGACCGUAAUGGGGACGCGAUUCUCUGCCCAACUGCAGCGCUGAUAAUCCCAACCGCGAGCGCCACGGAGAUUUAGCAUCAGCGACGCUUCCAGUUCGGGUUGUUAUGGCUGCUGGGCCUGGAUCUGAAUCUAUAAUACAAGCGCAAAAACGUGGUAUUCUGGGCCGGGCGCCACCUCUGAGACAGGGGUGUGACAUCAUGACCACGCCCCCUAGUGAC